AUGGCCAAGGAUCUAGCAACUGUGCUGCAAAUUGGCUCCGCGGUAAGACAGAGCUUGACUUUACAUCUAUCAAGGAUCAUGGAUCAUAGAAAGGUCUUCUCUUGUUUCAAGCUUGUUUUAGUCUGUCUGCUGGGUCAUGUGGUGGCGGACUGCAAUGUUUGCCAGACGAAUCAGGCUGCCUGCAUCAACUCCACCUCCUUUUACCUGUGCUUCGGAGAUGGCACACCGCAUACGGAUAACAUUUACAGCUGUCUGGACGGCACCGUUUGCACCGCCCGCACCGCCAUCUGUGUGCAGAAGAACGCGCUGUGGCCAGCCAGCUGCGGCGACACCAGCAAAUGUGGACAAUGCAGUGCGCAUCGCAAUCAUAAGUUUGCCUGCUUGAGUCGGCACACGUUUCGGAUGUGCUAUGGAGCGGCACAGCCGACAGGCCCGAUAGGCAUUUGCCCGGCGGGCAACGCUUGCGAUGCCGAGAGCGAUGUGGUCUGUACGGUCGAGCGGGCAGGGCAAACUUUUACCUGUGACGUCCAGGAUGACCUGGUAAGCAGCAGCACAGCUAGCCCAACGACAACAAGACCCACUGAGCCCAGCUCCAUGACGGCGCAGCAGCUCUGCGAGCUCAAGGCUUACACAGGACUCUACGAGACCAGGCCACGUGAUAUCUACUGCAAACGUUAUAUAAGUUGCUACUUCAACAAGGCUGGCCAAAUAAAAGCCGUGGAAUAUGAGUGCUCCGCAAAUUCCUAUUUCGAGGCGGAAACACAGCGCUGCGUUUACAAAGCGCCAGCUAAUUGUACAGCUAGACCCUAA
Messenger RNA from Drosophila hydei, 810 nucleotides. RefSeq lists its product as uncharacterized. Gene Ontology annotation, cellular component: extracellular region. The transcript is spliced from 3 exons. NCBI's taxonomy places the organism in Eukaryota, Metazoa, Arthropoda, Insecta, Diptera, Drosophilidae. Bases 1 to 810 code for a protein of 269 amino acids. The record is from RefSeq and is a predicted model, not a curated record. Gene Ontology annotation, molecular function: chitin binding.